Urocitellus parryii (Arctic ground squirrel) is the source of this 1092-nucleotide messenger RNA. It is a transcript of the gene Alkbh2, whose product is annotated as alkB homolog 2, alpha-ketoglutarate dependent dioxygenase. The record is from RefSeq and is a predicted model, not a curated record. Gene Ontology annotation, molecular function: cytosine C-5 DNA demethylase activity; broad specificity oxidative DNA demethylase activity; ferrous iron binding. Lineage: Eukaryota; Metazoa; Chordata; Mammalia; Rodentia; Sciuridae. Gene Ontology annotation, biological process: DNA alkylation repair.
UCUAGAUCGACCUGACUCAGUUUACCUUUCUACACUGACUGCCUGUCUUGAUUCCGGCUUCAGUUUUUGCAAGCUUUUCAGCUGAUCCCUUUUCUCACCUGACCCUGAGAUUGAACCCAGGAACUCAAACAUUCUAGACACCGAAGGGCCUUCCAUUGAGCUCCAUCCCCAAAUAGAAGCAUUGCUGUGGGACCCCUUCAAAACCCACCUACUGAGUUUUCAUCAGGGACAGAGCUUGGGCACUCUUCCUGGGUGUCUUGCUGCUGACAUCCUCUUUGGUGGAGGGAAGGGAUGGACAGAUUCCUGGGGAAGGAGGUUCAAGGGAGCCUUUUGGGAAAGCUGGAGGAGCAAGAGCAGAGCACAGAAGAAGGAGCUACCCUGGGCGACAACAAAGGACACACAAGGAAGAGGCCCAGGAGAGACCCCCCGGGGAAUGCCGCCCACUUGGCAGGCCCCAGCUGGCGACACAUUCGCGCUGAGGGCCUGGACUGCGAUUACACGGUCUUGUUUGGCAAAGCAGAGGCAGAUGAGAUUUUCCGACAGUUGGAGGAAAAAGUGGAAUAUUUUACAGGUGCACUGGCCAGGGUCCAGGUGUUUGGGAAGUGGCACAGUGUGCCAAGGAAGCAAGCCACAUAUGGUGACGCUGGACUGACCUACACGUUUUCAGGCCUUACGCUGUCUCCAAAGCCCUGGAUCCCAGUUCUAGAGUGCAUCCGGGAUCGUGUCUCUGGCUUGACAGGACAUACCUUCAACUUCGUGCUUGUCAACAGGUACAAAGAUGGCUGUGACCACAUUGGGGAGCAUCGAGACGAUGAGAGAGAACUGGCUCCCAGGAGCCCCAUCGCCUCUGUCUCCUUUGGUGCCUGCAGGGACUUCUGCUUCCGGCACAAGGACUCCCGAGGGAAGAACCCCCACCGGAAGCUAGAGGUGGUCCGGCUGCAGCUGGCCCACGGAAGCUUACUGAUGAUGAACCCCCCGACCAACACCCACUGGUAUCACAGUCUUCCCGUGCGCAAGAAGGUUCUGGCUCCGAGGGUCAACCUGACAUUUCGUAAAAUUUUGCCUAAGAAAUAAAAACGUUUUUAACAUGUU